Messenger RNA from Zingiber officinale, 1580 nucleotides. Its product is annotated as toMV susceptible protein tm-1(GCR26)-like. The coding region runs from base 499 to 1332 and encodes 277 amino acids. The transcript has 4 exons. Lineage: Eukaryota; Viridiplantae; Streptophyta; Magnoliopsida; Zingiberales; Zingiberaceae. The record is from RefSeq and is a predicted model, not a curated record. Gene Ontology annotation, molecular function: catalytic activity.
UUAAUAUUAAUAUUUAUAUUGGAGCAAAAGGUGAUAUCGCUCAGAGGACAUUUUCCCCUAGCGCAGGGACCCUUUGCAUAAGGAGGUUAGACACUCAACGAGACAUUCUGCAUCCACUGUGAAUUAUCCCCAAGACAGAUUAGCAAAUACUCAUGUAGGUACCAAUUACGCCAACUCAUGGGGACAAUAUUAGUAUUUAUAUAAACAUUAUAAGUGUUGUGUUAAAUGCAUGUGUUGUAAUAGUAUAUAAUUAAAAUUAUUUUAAAAAUGUGUCAGCAUACCUAUAUGUCCAGAAUUUGAUCCUUGUUUUCUAAGUCCUUGUAUCCUUAUUUGGAAAAAUAACCGCAUGUUAUGGAGACCCAUACUUGGACCAAAUACUCAUGCCCGUUAGAAUACCAUAGUUUUAUGUUGUCUGAGCAUGGACAAUGGCUUUUGCCGUAACAUGAUUCAGCCUAAACAUCUUGACGUUAUCUGUUUCUUAUCAUUGUUGCAGAAACCAUGAAAAGGACACUAAAAUUACUGGAUCAUUUGAAGCAACAGAUCAUUGAAGGCAUACCUAUCAUAGGAGCAGGUGCAGGGACUGGAAUAUCUGCCAAGUUUGAAGAAGCUGGUGGAGUGGAUCUUAUAGUCUUGUACAACUCUGGGCGUUUUCGAAUGGCUGGAAGAGGGUCAUUGGCUGGGUUAUUGCCAUUUGCUGAUGCAAAUGCAGUUGUUCUUGAGAUGGCCAAUGAAGUGCUGCCUGUGGUGGAAGGAGUACCAGUUCUUGCUGGAGUUUGUGCCACUGAUCCAUUCCGCAUAAUGGACUAUUUUCUAAGACAGCUGGAAGCAACAGGAUUUUUUGGUGUUCAGAACUUUCCAACAGUCGGACUCUUUGAUGGUAAUUUCCGCCAAAACUUGGAAGAGACAGGAAUGGGCUACGGGUUGGAGGUUGAGAUGAUUCACAAAGCUCACAAAUUAGGGUUAUUAACAACCCCAUAUGCAUUCAAUCCAGAUGAAUCUGUCGCUAUGGCCAAGGCUGGUGCCAACAUCAUCGUAGCACAUAUGGGUCUAACAACAUCAGGAUCUAUUGGUGCCAAGACAGCAAUAACUCUUGAUGAUAGUGUUGGAUGUGUUCAAGCAAUUGCAGAUGCUGCAAUAGGAAUUAAUUCUGAAAUCAUUGUUCUUUGCCACGGAGGUCCUAUCUCGGGUCCAAAAGAAGCUGAGUUCAUACUCAAAAAUACAAAGGGAGUCCAUGGGUUUUAUGGUGCGUCAAGCAUGGAGAGGCUUCCAGUUGAACAAGCUAUUACAAAUACUGUGAAGAAGUACAAAAGCAUCUGCAUCAAGAGAGACUAAAAGCUCUCAAUAUAUUAUCCUACGUGUUAAUUUCUUAUACUAUGUCGAUUACACUUCUUUGUAGUUGGGAUUUUGUCAUAAAUUCUGCAAUAGGAGGUGUUUGUUUGAGCACAAUGUAAUGUCUUCCAUCUUUUUUUAUUUAUUUAUUUAUUUAUUUAUAUUUCUUCUCAUUAAUUUUGAAAGAGGGUAGCAUCAAUUACUGUUGUAACUGGCAUGAAUAAUUUUUUCCAUGGAGAGAUUUGCGUUUA